UGUGGCGGUAACCGGUAGUUCACUCAGCUCCUUCAGUUUGACGUUAUUUGCACAGCCACGACGAUUUCGACCUAAGACGUGAAAACCUGUUUUUUUAUUUCCGAGUCUGGGCUUCCGUACGAUGAUAACAGAACUAUCGGUGCUUCUGGGGAGUCGUCCUCCCGUACCCGGGUGAGAAAUGUCCGUUGUCACGGUUCAGCUCGGUCAGUGCGGUAACCAGCUGGGUCAUGAGCUGUUUGACACCCUCUGUAGUGAUGCUCUGGACGGACAGAGGAGUCUGUACCGGACGGCCAGCUGUGAGCGGUUCUUUGACCGUACAGUACAUGGAGAGCUUGUUGCCAGGGCGGUCCUCGUUGACAUGGAGCCCAAAGUUAUCAACCAGAGUAUCAGCAGAGCUGCGAAAUCAGGGAGGUGGAGGUAUGGAGAAGGUUCGCACUUCAGUCAGAAACAAGGCUCUGGAAACAACUGGGCUAAUGGGUUUUGUAUCCAUGGUCCUCGUCACAGAGAUGCGGUGGAAGAGCUGGUGAGGCGAGAGGUGGAGCGCUGUGACAGGUUGGCCGGGCUCAUGGCUGUAAUGAGUGUAGCCGGUGGAACGGGAUCUGGUGUCGGUACCUACGUAACUCGCUGUCUCAGAGACAUCUUUCCCAAGUCCUUCAUCCUUAACCACCUCACCUGGCCAUACGGGACUGGAGAGGUGAUUGUCCAGAACUACAACUCUGUGCUGACACUUGCUCACCUCUACCAGCUGUCUGACGCCAUCCUCGUACAUGAGAACGACACGGUACACAGGAUCUGUAGUCAGCUGCUUAACAUCAGACACAUCUCCUUCAGUGACGUCAACAGGGUCAUGGCUCACCAGCUCGGCAGCGUUCUUCAGCCGGCACUCAGUGCUGACUCCAGCGGAGUUUACAGCAGAAACCCUCUGGGAGAGCUGGUGAGUUCCCUUGCGUGCCACCCAGAGUACAAGCUGCUCAGUGUGAGUACGAUCCCUCAGAUGCCAAGCUCCUCCAUAGCGUACAGCACGUUCAGCUGGCCAGGCCUGCUCAAACACCUGCGCCAGAUGCUGAUCUCCAACAGUAAGAUGGAGGAAGGUAUAGACUGGCAGGUGCAGCUACCUGGAGCAUCGGAGCAGAGCAGCAGUCUAACAGCACCCAGCUUUAACACCUCUCUGGCCAACCUGCUCAUACUAAGAGGGAGAGACGUGUACAGCUCAGACACAGAUAGUUUUAAGGACCCAGCCCUCUACACCUCCUGGCUCUCAUCCUCAGAAGCUUUCAGCGUGUGGAAAUCUCCAGUGCCAUUUAAUAAAUAUGAAAAAUCAGCCGCACUGGUCAGCAACAGCAAGGCUCUGCUCAGACCACUGGAUAACAUGGUGGGGAAGGCUUGGAAUAUGUUUGCAUCCAGGGCCUACAUCCAUCAGUACAUAAAGUUUGGAAUUUCAGAGGAGGAUUUUCUCGACAGUCUCACAUCUCUUGAGCAAGUUAUCUCCAGCUACAGACUUCUGGGACUGUAAUGUGCCACUGUUGUCUUGGACUGUGUGAACAACAGAAAGCAGACAGACAUGGGAGCGGCUGCUGUUAUACAAAAACAAUUCUAGUUUACAUAAUUCUGCUGUGUGUUAGAAAUUCAGUCACAAGUACAUCAUAACUACCUCAAAAACAAUGUUUGUUUUGAUUUUUCUGAUGUUUCCUGAGUUUGUUUUAUGACAAUUUCAGAAUGUUAGAAGUUAAAGUUGCAUAAAUAUUUGUGAUACAGAUGUUGUCAAAUCACGGAGUAAUUGUGUUUAGUCCUGAUCACAUCAGUCACUGUAAUUCUGAAUUAAAGGAAUGCACUAAAACUGUUUUUUGACAAUUUAUGUGUCAAUAUUUACAGAUUAAUUUGACCCCAUAGUGAUACUGAUAUUUAAAUGUAGUUCAGACCUAAAACUUCAAACAGACUUUAAGGAAUGAUGAUUGAUAAAGACAAAGACUACAGCUGAUGUUGGCCUGUUGGUUCAGCUUCCACCAACUUAUUUGUACGUGAAGCCAAUAUUUACGGCUGAUACAGUUCAAUUUUAUAGACUAUCGGCAAAAAAAUCUAUCUGCCGAUAACAAUAAUUCCUUUUUGAUAUGUAAGACAUAUCCUCAUCCAUUUUUUUUUUUUUAAGCCAACUUUGUGUGAUUUUUCGUGUGACGUCUUUAUUGAUAGAGGAGGACAGUGAAUAGAAUUGGAAACAGGGAUGAGAGACGUUGAGAAUGGUGCCACAGGUCAGACUUGAACCCCGGGUUGACCACUUCCAUGGGGUGCAGCCUAACCACUAUGCCCAGGCUAUUCAGUUUGAGGCCCUAGGGCCAGGUCAGGCACCAGAGGUCAUUUUUAGUGGUCCUUUGAGUGGACUACUAAUGCUUUAAAAUGAUGCACACAUGAUUUUUAUUUUAAGAAACACAGAUUUAUUAUAUUUGCAUUAGAGUCUGUCACAUUAAUUUCCCAAUGCACUUGUCCCACCUCUCAGUGUGGGAAUGACAAUGAAAGAUAAAAGUUGCAGAGAGCUCACAGUUCAACAACCAAUAGGCAGAGAAGAAUUUGACCACUGGCACCACUUUUUUCUCUUGGCUUUUAGGUUUACUGUAAGAUUUUAGGGUAACCUCAUGUUAUGAGCAAAAAAAAAGCAUCAUUUUUCAGGCUAGACUGCAAAAUCAGCAUCACUGUAAAAGCAUUCUAGCAUCAGUUUAUGAAGAGUAAUCCAAAAUAAGUUUCUUAGUGUAUGCCAUGUGAGAUCCCUAUGGCCCUUCAUUUGGGAUCCUUUUUCCAGAACAGGCCAUCAUCUAAACUAACUGAAUAACCAUGCCAUCCUUCCCCCACACUUUGUAUGAUUGUAAUCAUCUUUCUCAUCAAAAUGUUGCAUAAAUAGUCUCCAGAAAUCAGUGUUAGAUGUUCUACAUUUCCUGGAGAACCCCAGACAGCUCUCUGACUUUGUCUGACACUGUGAUUUAUUAAACUCUGUACUGUUGAGAAACAACAGUCCAUUUCUCCAACAUUUGGGCUACCAGCUACCCUCUUUUUCUCCAGCUUUAGCCUUUGAUUGUAUUGAUCAUGAGCUUCUCAACUUCAAAUUAUUAAAUGUAGGUAUUGAUGGAAAAUUUUAUAAUUCUCUAAAAGCUAUCUACCAAAACCCAGUAUCUUGUGUGCAGGUAAAUGAUUAUAGAACAGGCUGGUUCCCAACACCUUUUGGUGUAAAACAGGGUGAUGUGCUCUCUCCUACACUGUUUGCAAUCUAUAUAAAUGGUUUAAUCACUGAAAUUAAACAGACAGCAACCGGUGUUCAAGUAGGUGAACUAAAGGUAGCCACCCUGCUAUAUGCAGAUGAUAUAGUCCUCCUUGCAGAGACUGAAAACGAUCUUCAGCAUCUGUUAAAUAGUGUUUGCUGUUGGUGCAGUAAAUGGAGAUUAAAAAUAAAUAGAGAUAAAACUCAGAUUAUGCAUUUCAGGAAGAAGGGGCAGCCACAAACUGAGUUUGAAUUUUGUUUUGGUUCUACUCCCCUUUUAUUUACU
Molecule: messenger RNA, 3530 nt
Organism: Cheilinus undulatus (humphead wrasse)
Lineage: Eukaryota; Metazoa; Chordata; Actinopteri; Labriformes; Labridae
Gene: tubd1
Product: tubulin, delta 1
Exons: 8
Coding region: 179-1513 (444 amino acids)
Biological process (GO): microtubule cytoskeleton organization; mitotic cell cycle
Cellular component (GO): microtubule; cytoplasm
Molecular function (GO): structural constituent of cytoskeleton; GTP binding
Source: RefSeq, a predicted model, not a curated record